Molecule: messenger RNA, 680 nt
Organism: Eublepharis macularius
Lineage: Eukaryota; Metazoa; Chordata; Lepidosauria; Squamata; Eublepharidae
Exons: 3
Coding region: 47-673 (208 amino acids)
Source: RefSeq, a predicted model, not a curated record
AGGCUUCCCCUGCCGACCAGACGUGCCUCCGCCAUCGUCGCAAAGCAUGGCGGAGUGGGUGCCAAGCAACUGGCGUGAGGAGUGGGCGGAGCAGGCGGCCGCGGCCAUGGAGGAAAAGGGGCUGACGGAGCACGAGCGGGAGGCGGCGGAGGAGACCAUGGUGCCGUUCCGCCUGGAGUCGCUGUUCCCUGACCGUGUCGAUCUCGCCCACACGGUCCGCAGGAACUUGACCGCUGUUGUGGAGGACAUCGAGGUCGACAUGGUGGAGAAGGAGUUUCUGGGCGAGCGACCACGAACCAGUGACACCGAGCGACGGAUGGAGGCUGUGGGGUUGGCCCAUGAGAGAAUCCAGGCACGCCGGGACCAGUUUUGGAGCCCCACUGCGGGGAAGGAAGAGGAGGAGGAGGAGGAGAUUGACCUGCUGGAUGGUGGGAUGUCUCCUGCCGCCUUUCUCGCGGCAACUCAGCGUGGAAGACCGCACGCACCCGAGCAACUCCGCGAAGAGCCUGGGACUUCGACCCCGCGUCCACCAUCGCCAAAAAGAGUUAGGGCAUUCUCGCGUGUCCCGAGCUUUGCCCAGGUGCUUGGCCGUCGAAGGGGGGGGGCCGUCUGGCUCGAUGGACAGUUGAGUGAAUGGACACAGGGGGCCUGGGGUUCCCGCCUGCCAUGGUGAGCCCUGU